CGACCUUGGGCUCAGACCACUCGGGGCGCGUCUCGCCCUCUGCACCUGGCUCCUUGCCCGCGACCGCCCAGAAGUCCUCCACUCGCCAUGGAGGCCAUGAAGCAGAAGGCCAAGGAGAUGGCGCAGAAGGCGCUGGAAGAGAUGGACUCCCAGGCGGCGGAGAAGAUGCCUGCGAUGAUGAAGCCGUUCAUGCUCUGCAACGGCGGGUCGGCGGUGCGGACGAUGAACUGCAUGGCGUGCGCCCUGCCCGCGGACGCGAAGGAAGGCGCGAAGACCCUGUACGACAAGUACAUGGAUACCAAGAAGAAGGUCGAUGAGGCCUGA
Prorocentrum cordatum is the source of this 324-nucleotide messenger RNA. NCBI's taxonomy places the organism in Eukaryota, Dinophyceae, Prorocentrales, Prorocentraceae. The record is from the annotation of a GenBank genome assembly.